Messenger RNA from Hyposmocoma kahamanoa, 2661 nucleotides. RefSeq lists its product as uncharacterized. The transcript is spliced from 5 exons. The record is from RefSeq and is a predicted model, not a curated record. NCBI's taxonomy places the organism in Eukaryota, Metazoa, Arthropoda, Insecta, Lepidoptera, Cosmopterigidae. The coding region runs from base 341 to 1822 and encodes 493 amino acids.
AACAACCAAACGAACCAAACCAAAAGGCUUCUUGAAACCAAACCAAAACAUUUAAUCCUUGCAUUAGUGGUUUGUGAUCCAUGAUCCAUGCCAUUUUUUAUCUGUGCGGCGCGGUGCAUGUCAUUCGGUUUUUGAACAAACUGAAGACUUGAAGUAAGAAGACUUGUGUAGUAAUUAAUGCGUUGUGUGUUCAUAUUUACAAUCUAUCAAAAUAAAGUGGUUGAAAUAAAAACAAAUUAAUGUGUUACCGCUGGAUGAACAAUAAUAAAUGAGAAAAGAAAGCACUACAUAUAAUUUUAUGGUAAAAUAAAGCAAUUAGUAAAUACACUGAGGUAUUGAAAUGUCAUUUUUUACGGUAACCGCCGCCGCCGGCAUAAAUGAUAACAAAAUAGAUUUUUCUGACGAUUUAUUGGACUCCGAUGCCGUUGUAGAUAAAUUAAUAAGAGAGUAUGACGAAUCGUACGUACCCUUACCAGACAUUGAACAUGAACCUCACAUUCUCAUAUCCAAGGUUCGCAAACAUUACAUGGAUUACUUAAUAAAACAACUAUCAUUAAAUUAUGAAACAAGUCAAAAACUUGUGAACAAGAGUAUUUAUUUACCGAGUGCUAUAUGGCGGUGUGCUAAGACUAUUGAAAUGAAGGCUGCUCAGAUGUGCAUGGUAGUACAACUUUACAGAAAAUAUAUUGUUACAGCAAUAAAAGAGCUAAGGACCGACACAAAGCGAGGUAAACUCAACAAAAACUUGUAUGAAUGCUUACAUCGAGCACCAGAGAAUGAAAAGAAAUUGCAAACCACCUUGAAUCCCCCUGAUUGUAAUUGUCAGUGUCAUCGCAGUCUCAAAAGAAGACGACGCAACAUGUCUCCUGAAUCGCCAUUUAACACUGAGAAAAUGGUUAAAAAUAAGGAUAAUACAUUUCAAAUUACCAAACCGCAAGGUUUUACCCAAGUCUUUAAAAUAAAUGUUGAUGUUUCAAACAAAGAGAUGCCACAAAACAAUUCAUCAAUAAAUAUAAGUAAACCAGAAAUACACUUUUCACCAAAAUCCUCAAAACGUAUGUCCAUAGAAACCCAGGAAUCUGAUGAAUUAAUGGUACAGUUGGAAAAACUGUUCCAAGGAGAUCCUAAUGAUGCUGACUUAUUUGAGAGUGCACUCUGUGAUACACUUGACUCUGUGGUGAAUGAUGAUAUUGCUAAAAAAAUACGAAAUGAAAAUGUUGGUUGUUCUAAACUACUACUUCAAAAUCAGGAUUCUUUGGUUGGAAAUCAUUCGGCUGAAAUAAAAUCUUUAGAUGAGAGAUUAGUUUCUCUAGAAAUGAUGUUAUCAAAUACUACUGAAAACAAUAAUAUGACUCAAGAUAAAGUUGAUCCACAAAAGGUCAAAAAGCCUAAUUCUACUAAGUGGUUGUGUGAAGAAUACUUUUUGAAAACUCGUUAUUUUGAACUAUUAGAUCUGAUUGGUGAUACAAAUAGAAAGAAACUUGCUAGGAUAAAAGAAUUGUUACUGGAGCUAUUUGGUGAAGACAGUGAUGAUGAAGGAAUGGUUUCACCUCUAGAAGAAACUCCAGAGUUUAUUCUCAGUUGCAAGGAGCGGAUUGCCCCAUGGAUUGUUAAACUGUUAACACCUUACUACAUCAAAGGGCGUAUCAGAGGAAAGGCCUUGUUUAAAGCUUUGGCAAAGCAUUUGAUAAGACUCAUUUAUCAGUGCAGUCGGCAUCCAACUGAAUAUGAAGUACAAAGCUUUGUAUCAGAUUUUUUGGAAAACCACAAAAUGAUUACAUGUGAAGCAGAUUAUAAACAAUUUAGGAUUGAAAAUAUUUAGUAUAAUUACUAACGAUAUUUCUUGUUGAAUUUGUUUACCAAUGAGUAUGUUUUGAUGUGCUGAAGAAGUGUUAAUGUGACUGUGACAAAUAUUUUCGUUUUCAUAGGUGCACAUUCAAUUGAUUGAUUUUACUUAAAUAUAUCCUGUGACUUGGUACAAAGUCAAGAGCUUGUCAAGCUUGACAUUUAAGACUUAAAUCCAACUCUAUGCCGCUUACGAUAAGAACAGUCCAAAGUACAGUGUCAAGCUUGAUGUGGUGUUAACUGUAUAAGAAGUGCUUAAAUAAUAUGGACUGUGUAGGUAAGUUUUGUACCAAGCCACAUAUAUAAAUUGAAACAAGAUUUUUGUCUCUGCUAAUGGCAUUGGUAUAUUUACUUUUAUGGACCUAUGGAUUGAUCAUUCAGGUAAUUCUGAUGCUGGGUGUAAUAAGACGGUAUAUGUAUUUUUUGUUAUUGUCAGCAAUAACAAAGAAUGCAUAUACCCGAUUUUAAAACUAAAAUCUAACUAUUUUGUGAAACAUUUAGUGUGUUAAGGGAUAGUUCAUGAAAACAAAUAUUGUAAUGUGUUAAGUAACGUGGAUUCGUAGUUUGUAGUACAUAAUAUGUACAUACGUGCUGUGUGAUGACAAAGCACUAAGUAUUAGUGCAACAUUUUCGCUAGAAAACAUUAACUGGAAAUUUAUUAUUUUAAGAAUACCUACAGUGUAUUUUCGUGGUCGAAGUCUCGAAAUAAGGGUGAAACUUGUUUUUUUAGGACACUGAGUGUGUAAAUCACGUGGCACAGUGCUUUUUUCUGCUGUUCUAAUAUAACACUAUCUGGGAACAGUGUUUAUCACAUGG